This is a messenger RNA of Fusarium redolens, 1329 nucleotides long. RefSeq names its product FAD-binding monooxygenase. Gene Ontology annotation, molecular function: 3-(3-hydroxyphenyl)propionate hydroxylase activity; FAD binding. Gene Ontology annotation, biological process: 3-(3-hydroxy)phenylpropionate catabolic process. The transcript has a single exon. The record is from RefSeq and is a predicted model, not a curated record. The coding region runs from base 1 to 1329 and encodes 442 amino acids. NCBI's taxonomy places the organism in Eukaryota, Fungi, Ascomycota, Sordariomycetes, Hypocreales, Nectriaceae.
AUGGCGACAGCUGGCGCCCCCCUACCGGCGGUGGUCAUCGUCGGAGGUGGGCCAGUAGGCCUGCUCCUCGCUCUGUUGCUUGCUCAGAAAGGCAUACGAUCUGCCGUGCUGGAGAAGGACGAAGCAUUAAACAAGUCUCCCAGGGCGGUUGCUUUCUCUGGCCCAGUUCACCAUGUAUUCCAAGAAGUUGGAAUAUACGACACCAUACUGCAAGACGCUGCGCAGACGCCUGGCUUCUGCUGGCGCAAGCUUGCUGAGGACGAUGGUCAAGGAGGUAAAAGACUGGGCGAGAAAGUGGCUGAGUGGCGCCUCGGAGAGCCAAACGACUCCGGAAUCUACAACGCCGGAGAAUACGUCCUCCAGUAUCCGCAGGACAGAAUCGGCCAACUGCUUCUGGAUCGGGCUCUGGAGACAAGCCUAGUUACGUUUCACUUCGGGACGGAGCUGUAUGCCAUCGAUGAGAGCAAAGACGGGGUUCUAGCCCACGUGAGGUCAAAGGAAGGGAACCUGGAGUUUCGAGGACAGUAUAUCGUCGGGUGUGAUGGAGGUCGGUCGGUCGUUCGCCGGCUAAUGGGUGUCAAGAUGCUGGGUCACUCCUGGCCAGAGCGAUUCAUGACAACGGACAUUGUGCGCACGCCUCCUGUAGUCGAGGAGGUCAACAUCGACUACAUCGUCAACCCGGACUACUGGGCCAUAUCAACGCCUCUAGAGCGUGCAAGGCCAGGAAAGCGUGCACUAUGGCGCUACAGUAUGGCCAUCACCGACGACGACAUUCCUGACGAGGAGGUGAUCAAGCCCGAGUUUAUCAACCAGAUGCUAUUGAAGCAUGUGGAUGGGCCUCGACCGGCAGAUUUCGAGGUUCUGAGAGUGAACCUUUACCGGAUGCACCAACUUCUUGCGAGCACCAUGUUCCGCAACAGGUGCUUCCUUGCCGGCGACGCCGCCCACCUCACCAACCCGAUCGGCGGCCUGGGCCUCUGUACCGGGAUGCUGGACGCCGAUGCACUCGCGCAGACCUUGGACCUGGCGCUGAAUCGCUUCUCCUGCGAGCCAGAGGCUCAAGAGGAAUGCUUCACGGCCUACACCUCUGCGAGGCGUCGAGUCUUCCAGACUGUUGUUCAUCCCACAAGUUCUGCGGCCAAGACACGUCUUCAGUGUGGCAACCCUGACGAUAUAGCCAAGGAGGAUUGGUACAUGCGGACCUUGUGCAAGGGGAACAGAAGUGCUAUUGACCAACUUCAUGACGGCCUUAUCAAUCACUGGAGAACGAACAUGGCAGCUGAGUUGAUGGUCAGCAAGGAUCAAGGUCACAGUACAGUCCUAUCUUAG